AUGGAGGACGACAAGUUAAUUAGGCAAUUCGUACGCACUACAGAUGCAUUACCCGCUAGCGAAGACGACAGCAACACCGCCAUUCUAUGGAACGAAGCCGGCAUUAGCAAAUAUUUUAAGGCGGUCGAGAAGUUUAAAGAACAGUUGUUCGUUUUAGUCUAUUUAAUAGCCGGCGCCCCCGCCCGCGGUAUAGAGAGUGUCACCGUGGUAUAUAAGAACGGCGUAGACGACCGCGGAUACCGAGGAGUAUUCGUCGACAACGGAUUGGAUGAGAUCGAGGCCGAGGAAGAGCGAGCAGACGCCGAUUCACACCCAGACAACGCCAGCGAUGACCGAGACUACGACCCCGACGACCUAGAUUACGACACCGACAGUGACGAUGAUAGCGAAGAUUUCGUCGAGGAAGGGGAGAGUGCAGAAGAUGACACACCCUAG
This is a messenger RNA of Aureobasidium namibiae CBS 147.97, 435 nucleotides long. RefSeq lists its product as uncharacterized. Lineage: Eukaryota; Fungi; Ascomycota; Dothideomycetes; Dothideales; Saccotheciaceae. Bases 1 to 435 code for a protein of 144 amino acids. The record is from RefSeq and is a predicted model, not a curated record. The transcript is spliced from 2 exons.